Molecule: messenger RNA, 1870 nt
Organism: Triticum aestivum (bread wheat)
Lineage: Eukaryota; Viridiplantae; Streptophyta; Magnoliopsida; Poales; Poaceae
Product: serine carboxypeptidase-like 26
Exons: 10
Coding region: 149-1594 (481 amino acids)
Biological process (GO): proteolysis
Cellular component (GO): vacuole
Molecular function (GO): serine-type carboxypeptidase activity
Source: RefSeq, a predicted model, not a curated record
CCCCCACCCCCCAGCUCUGAGCUCCCUCCAACUUCACAUGAUCUUCUAGUGUGAUCUCACUCUCACACAGAUUGACUUGCGCCCAGCCCCUGCCUCUCUGCUCUUGCUGUCCCAGCCAAGCCACUCACUCUCACAUUUGCACAUUCUCAUGGCGGCAGCGGCGAACCAAGACAAGCAGCGGCGGCAGCUCAUCCUUGCUCUCUUUCUCCUCGUCUUGGCCUCCCAGAGUUGGCGCUGCUGCUCUGCAGGUUACGGUAGUGGGCAGGAAGCUGAUAGGGUGGUCUUCCUCCCCGGUCAGCCAAGGAGCCCGCAGGUCUCUCAGUUCGCCGGGCAUGUCACCGUGAACAAGCGGAAUGGGAGGGCGCUCUUCUACUGGUUCUUCGAGGCUCAGUCACAGCCCUCGCACAAACCUCUCCUGCUCUGGCUCAAUGGAGGACCAGGCUGCUCAUCAGUUGGAUACGGAGCUGCUUCUGAGCUAGGACCUCUCAGGGUGAGAAGAUUUGCAGCAGGGCUCGAGUUCAACAAGUUUGCAUGGAACAAAGAAGCCAACCUGCUCUUCGUGGAGUCCCCUGUUGGGGUUGGCUUCUCCUACACCAACACAUCCUCUGACCUCACCAACCUCAAUGAUGAUUUUGUAGCUGAGGAUACAUAUAAUUUCCUGAUUAAUUGGUUCAAGAGGUUUCCGCAGUACAAGGACCGGGAAUUCUAUAUCUCAGGAGAGAGCUAUGCAGGUCAUUAUGUGCCACAACUAGCUGACCUUGUCUAUGAGAGGAACAAAGACAAGAAGGCCAGCACAUACAUCAACUUUAAAGGGUUCAUUGUUGGAAAUCCAUUAACUGAUGAUUAUUAUGACUCGAAGGGACUGGCCGAAUAUGCUUGGAGCCAUGCAGUUGUAUCAGAUGAAGUUUAUGAUCAGAUAAAAAAGAAUUGUGAUUUUAGAGCCUCAAACUGGACCGAUGAUUGCAACAAAGCCAUGAACACCAUCUAUGGACAGUACCAGUUGAUCGACAUAUACAACAUUUAUGGGCCCAAGUGCAAUCUUGGACAAACAUCAGCAGCAUCUGUUGUUGACAAAGCACUCAAAUAUAGUGACCAUGAACCUUUCAGGAGGAGGAUUAGGUUGUUCUCAGGAUACGAUGAGUGCUACUCAUCUUAUGCUCAGGAGUACUUCAAUAAGGCAGAUGUGCAAAGGGCACUUCAUGCAAAUGUCAAUGGGAUGUUGCCUGGGAAAUGGCAAGUUUGCAGUGACUCCAUUCUGAAGUCGUACAACUUUUCGGUACUUUCCAUUCUACCAAUAUACUCCAAGCUCAUCAAAGCAGGACUGAGAGUCUGGCUCUACAGUGGAGAUGCGGAUGGCAGGGUCCCAGUGAUCGGGUCACGAUAUUGUGUGGAAGCACUUGGCUUGCCUAUCAAGUCACAGUGGCAACCAUGGUACCUGAACAAACAGGUUGCUGGAAGAUUUGUGGAGUACCAUGGUAUGACCAUGGUGACAAUAAGAGGGGCUGGCCACUUGGUACCCCUCAACAAGCCCACAGAAGGGAUAGCGCUGAUCGACACAUUCCUUCUUGGUAAACAGCUUCCUACACACCGAUGAUGGUUAAAUUUGGGAUCAGGUGAAAUCUACCUAUGACCCAAAAUGAGUUCAAGGAGAGUUUAUGUAGGAAGCAUAACAUAAUGCAUAAUUUCUUCAAACAUGGUAAUGUUCUGAAUUUUGGGGCUGAUCCUUUCCGUGGAUGAAUCUGUCUUAAAAAAAUGUUGAUGUCCCAUUUAGAGGUGCUUGGUAAAUUUUUCAUUGAUCAGCUGGACAUGUAUUGAUCAAAUUGAGCUAGCGUUCAAGAAAUGACAGGUGGCACAUGCUAAUCUUUUUUAA